Prorocentrum cordatum is the source of this 6253-nucleotide messenger RNA. NCBI's taxonomy places the organism in Eukaryota, Dinophyceae, Prorocentrales, Prorocentraceae. The record is from the annotation of a GenBank genome assembly.
GUCUGAGCCGCGGGCCAAGCGCGGCGGCGGCAAGGGCAAGAGCAAAGGAGUUGGCAAGGCAGGCAAGACCAACGCGAGCGGAGCCAACCCCCUGGACUACGUCCGCUGUGCGAACUGCUCGUACAAGUGGAACUUCAAGGCCAGGGUGGAGUGCUACAACUGCAAGAAGCCGCUCAAGCCUGCCGCAGUGGACAAGCCUCCGCAGCUACGGGCAUCGGCGUGGUCAUUCGUGCGCGAGCCGUGGGUGCGGCACUCUGACGACUGGUUCGGGUACGAGGCACCGCCACCGCAGCCCGCCCCGCCGUCGGAUGCAGAGUGCCUCGCGGCGUUGGCGGCCAGGCAUCCCGAGCAAGGCCAGCAGCUCGAGGCCAUCAAGAUGGCAGUCGCACCACCGCCCGUUGCGGCCACGGUGUUGCCAGAUGUGGCCCUCAACCGCGCCCAGGCCAAGCAGCGGCGGGCUCAAGCCGCCUUCCUCUCCAAGUCCCAGCAGGUCCACGACGCCGAGCAGUGGCUCCAGGCCUGCCGCGAGGAGGAGGAGCGUGCUGGUGAGCUCGUCCUGGCGUGCAACGUGGAGGUGGAGGAGGCCUACAAGGCAGCAGCGCCCAAGGGCGUCCAGGUGCAGGCGCAGGAGGCGCAGGGGCCUGGCGCCAAGACUCAGCCUGCCGUGGGCCUCAACGUCACGGCGCUUUUGGCGGAAGACUUCCAGGUCGAGGCAGGCGACGCCUUCAGGCUGGACGACCCCGACCUGGACAUCACCGACACGGAGCGCGAGGAGUUCAACAAGUCCUUGGAAGGCUUCGUCGAGCAAGUCAAGCAGCACGUGCGCACCACCUUCGGUGAGGCCAAGACGCAGCUGGAGCAGAGGCGCAGCGAGAUCGACGCCAAGCACCAGCAGCUGCUGGCCAGGCCCCCACCCCUGGGCAGCCUGAGGCCCCUGCUCGGCCUCCUGUUGCUCACCCUCCAGAGCCACCCAGCCUCCGCGGCCCCGAUGGCGCAGCCAAGUUGGCUCAGCUCAGGCGGGACUUGGAAGCAGCAGCCGCCGUUCCAGCUGGGGACGCAGAGGCGUAAGGCCCAGACCUGGGGACCUGAUGCGCCGCCAGAGGCCAAGCCACGAGAGCCCAGACUCGUCCGCCUGGGCAGGCGUGAGCGGGCCAUCCUGGCCACGCGUAUGCGCCGCAUGGCUCGGCACUGGCGCCCUACCCCGUCGCUGGGGACCACGGCUCAGGACCGCAGGCACUGGGACUCCUACUGCGUGCCGUACAUCUUCCACCAGCUGGGCUCUGGGGAGUACACAGCCAUGCUGGACGACCUGGCAGCCACCACGGGCAGCGGAUCCCGAAUUGCCGAGCGCAUGAGGCGCCUCCAGCGGCAGUGGUUGGAGCAUCUGCAAGUGGCUAAUCAGGAUGCUUUCGAGCGUGAGGCGGCUCAGCAGGACCGCGCCCAGUCAGCCGCGGAGCGGUGGUUCGACCGCCAGUCCCAGGCGACGUCGGGAACGCAGGCCCCCACCGUCUACUUCGACGACCGCAUCCACUGCUGGAGGUUGUGCGCCGCGAAGGUGCUGGAGGCCGACCUCGGCCCGUCCACCUCGACUGGGACCUCGGAGGAGCCGCUGUGUUGCUCUGCCUCGCCCGUUGAAUGCACCGAGCUCACUCCCACCCCAGCCGCGUGCAACCUCACGGACGAGCACCGAGGCUCAGCUGUCUCAUCUGGGGAAAGCCACUGCGGCCCUGGGCAGCCUAACAUCAUCGAGAUGGCCCAUGAGACUGUGGCACACCCUACCGAGGGCGGGGACGUCAGUGUCGGCAGUGUUGGCGGCCAGUCCACCUGCAGCGGGACUUCGGCAAAGCCCCAGUGCGACGUCGCCAAGUAUCGACCCUCAGCAGCAGGAGCCCGCAGAGGCAAGCGUCGACAGCGGAGCCACAGGCGCUUCACCUUCCACAGCGUCAAUGCCAGCCUCAGCUGGGGCAACGUUGUGGGCUACCUCCACGGCGCGGCACACCAGCAGCUCACCGAGGGCAAGAUUCCGAUCAUCGGUUUCCAGGAGCACGGCAAGCGGCGUUUAUGGGCCGAAGAGAGCGCACGGGCCCUGCUGCCCUUGGGCUGGAGGGCCCUGCCCACGCCAGCGACGGACGGCCCGAAUGGAGGGGCCUCGGCGGGCGUCUUGCUGGCGAUACCUGCCUGCGUCGGCGUCACUCUUGCAUCUGGACAGCGACACUGGGACAUAUCUCCCCCAGGUUGUGCAUGCAGGCUCCUGAUGGCCACCCUCGAGGCCAAGGGCAUCGGCAAGUUACUGGUUUUCUGUGCGUAUUGCGUCACUGGUCAGAAGUUGGCGUCUGUGGGCAAUUCAGCUCUCCUGUCAGUUAUCACGGGGUGGGCAGUCCAGCUCCAGCUGCCCUGGAUCGUCAUCGCGGACUGGGAGAAUCUACCUGACGCUUUGGAGCGUUCGCCGUGGAACAACCAGCUCAGAGGCCGCGUCGUAGCGUGGCAAGGGGAAGGGGGCACCAACCGCUCCCCGCACGGUGAGCGCGUGAUCGAUUAUUUCUGGAUGCACUCCAGUUUGGCUGCCAAUAUUUCCCCAGCCCGCAUUGACGACGACGCGGUCUACCACCCUCAUAGGGCCACAUGGGUCGAGUUUCAGCAGCCUUGGUCGGCCUUUACCUACACCAAGCUCAUCCGACCCCACAAGUUCCCGAUCCCAGGAGUCAAGCCGAGGCACUUCGAUCUCUCGUGCCCAGACGUGCCUGCAGGUUUCGAUCCCGAUGCGGUGCCUACCCAGGAGCUCCUGGACGACACCUGGGAGGCUUUCUGCCACGCCGCCGAGGAGGAGCUGAUCCAGAAGGUGGGUUUGGACCCCAGCAGUCGGCAAGCCGAUCAAUGCCGAGGGCGUGGGGGGCCACCGCGCUUCAGGAAGUGCCCGUUGCUCCCGACCCACACCGAGGCCAUCGCUUCGUACGGGGAGGCCAAGCGUUGGAGGUGGUUUGCCAACGAGUUGGCUUGGCUGGGCAUCAUUGAAGUAAAGCUUUUCAGCUACACGGGCGCUUCCGACCUGGUCUUCACCACGUUGCACCAGCAGCGGCACGCCUCCAUCCGCAAGUUGCGUGACCGCUUCAGGCACCACAUGCUGUCAGAAGGCGUGGCUGAGCUGCAGGAGUUCUUCGAGGUUUUCACGUCUCGGGACCGCGGCUAUGAAGACUUGCAGGAGCUCUCGGCUUGGCGCCUCAGCUGCAGUCAGUAUGCCUCGUACUUGGAGUGGCAGAUCGGCAAGGAACGACGAGAUUCCUUCAAGCAUCGGUUGGAGGGCGACUUCCCAGGCUCGCAGGGGCUCCUCCACAGGGUCACCAAGUGGCGCCAGGCUUGGCAGGCUCCCAAGGGCAGCAUCUCCAAGAAGCUGCUCCCAGCGGCGCCUCAGGCCGCCGUGGACCAGGAGUUGCACGACUGGUCGAAGGUCUGGACCACUGGCUCAGGUUUCCCCAAGCCGUGGAGGGGCCUCCAGCAAGUCGCCGUCACGCCGCCCAGCCCUCACCACCUGCGCGGUUUGGCCCAGCGUUGCAGGGCCAAGACGGGGAUUGGCGUGGACGGAUGUCAACCCAAGCUUUGGGCCUACCUCACGGACAGCACGCUCUCGGUGCUCGCGUCAUUGCUGGCCUGGUGCCAACCACUGGGGCGGUGGCCGUCCCAGGUCCACCUCCUGCUCGUUUUCAUCAUCGGGAAGCUCGAUGGAGGGGGCCGACCCAUCAUUCUUCUACCUGGCCCUUGCCGAAUCUGGGAGGCGUGGCAGCUGCCCACCAUCAGGAGCUGGUUGGCGGCGCACCCCAGGAGCUACGACUACACGGCGGCGGGCCAAUCAUCGGAGCGUGCGCUGUGGAAAGCUUUGUUGGACGACGAGCUCGUGUUGGGCACAGGCAUACGUGCGGCCACGAUGCUGGCGGACCUCGCCAAGUGUUAUGAGAAGGUUCCGCAUGAGCGUAUGUGGUGGCUAGCAGCUUGGUGGGGCGGCCCGCUGGAGGUGGUCGCGCUCGCCCUGGAAAGUUUCGCCUUUGGCCGUGUCAUUCGUCUCGGGGAGGCCUGCUCGGCGGAGGUCCUGUCCUCCACAGCGCUCCCAGCGGGCAGCCGUUUCGCGCCCACCUUCCUGAGGUUCUACCUCACGCUGUGCUUAGACGACCUGCUGGGGGCUUUCCGCCUCACGAUCUACUUGUACGUUGAUGACAUCGCCCUGCGGGUCAUGUCCACCGAGGCGCGCGUCUUGCACAUGCUGCCGCAGGCCACGCGCUUGCUGUUUUGGAUGCUGGAGUCCUCCUUGGGCCUGGAGGUAGCCCGAGCGCGGGGCGGGGCGAGAGGCAAGUGCUCUUUCCUGCAAACGGCCACUCCGUCUUCAGGCUUGACGCAGGCCAUGGCCGUCCUGGGGGUACCGCCCAGCACCUCCGAGCGGUGGCUCGGCAUCGACUACGGUCCCAGCGUCAAGACAGAGAACCAGUCAGCCCCAGUCAGACACGCGCGGCUCAAGAUAGCCAAGCAGCGUUGGCCUAAGAUCCGCGGCCUUCCUCGUGCACGCGGGGGCAAGCUCAAGAUGGUCGUGCGGCAGGGCCUCGGGGCCUCGGUCGCCUACGGCGCCCGUGUCCGCGGCACGCCCAGGCCCAUCGUGCGUUUCAUCCAGCAGAAGGAUCGGGCCGUCCGCAGGGGCGCCACAGCUUUUACCUCCCGAGUCUUGCACGACGGCCUCGACCCCAGUUGCGCCGACACCCUCGUUCUGGCACCGCUGCUGGCUUGGGCGAGGGAAGCUUGGGACCACCCAGAGGGGCGGCGUGCGCAGGCCACAGCAUGGGCCCGAGUGCAGCAACGGCUCGCGCUGUACAUGGACGCCGACGCUCAGGAGUUGUGGUCAGUGGUGCGCGGCCCAGCGGGGGCCACCUCAGUCACAGUUCGAGCCCAUGGUUGGAGCAUGCCGUCAGCCUUCGAGAUUGUCUUGCCUCCACGUGGCGGGGUGCUCCAAGGAGGGGACGUCCAUCUUGAUCUACUGCAGAUUUGCCCCAAGUCGGUCGAGGCCGCCGUGCUUUUGGCCGCCCGUUCCAGAGCCCUGUGCCAGUGGGCGGCGGCUCAGCCCGAGCGGGCUGCGCUCCUGCCAGCGCCGUGGCUCACCCCAGCGAGGCAGUUGGUCAAGCGGCGCAAGCAGGACGGGUGGCUGCAACACCAUGCCGACGCGGUCAAGAAGGCGGUGUUGGGCGGUUUCCCUUCGCAGGAGGCCCUUUUCUCUUCGGGCCAGGCGGACACUCCGCAUUGCCAGCUUUGCGACGACGCGACCUGUUUCGGCACCCACCAGCACUAUUACUGGCGGUGCGGCAGCCCGACGUGUGCUACGGUGAGGGAGCAGCUGACGGCCCACGACGCGUCACCUACCUUCAGAGACGUCGGCCACCUGGGCGUGUCGGCCUCCUCGUCGGAAGCCUCAAGAUGGUUGUGGGAGCGGGGUUUGCGGCGAACCCCAUGUUACGGCUUGGCUUGGAGUCUACCGUCGCAGCGCACCCAUUGGAUCGUUAAUGGCGCGGCCCCCGAGCUCACCGAUGUGCUGGUUUCGGACGGAUCAGUCAAAGGCUUGGAUGACCUCAGGCACGGCGGCUGGGCGGCUUUGCAGUGCACAGCGGAGGCCGACGACGUGGUGCAGGGCCUGUACGGCCCACUGCCCUUUCCCGACCCCAGCUCGGUCCUGGCAGAGUUGUGGGGUCUCCUCCACGCCCUCAGGCAUUCGGUCUUCAUCACGGCCAUCAUCAUUGACAAUGCUCAGGUGGUCCAAGGCUUGGCUCGUGGCAGGGCAUGGUGUUGUUCAGCGGCCAGGCCCUAUGCGCACGUCUGGCUCGAGAUCUGGGAUCGCCUGGAUGACAUGGACAUCCUUCCUGGCAGAGAGUUGUCGGUCAUCAAAGUCGCCUCGCACAUAUCGCAGGCCAAACGCCUAGAGCUGCCAGAGGAGGUCCAGAUUCACAUGAGGCACAAUGACUUAGCCGACGAAUGGGCCAAGCAAGGAGCAGACCUCAGCGCGCCGCCAGAGUGGGCCACGUUGCAGGUCAAGCAGGAGCUCAAGGCCACCAAGCGCGUGCUCGAGUACAUCGGGCACUUCAGGGUCCUCCUCGACGGGGUCAAGUUGGCGGAGCCUAGGCACCCGCACGUUCUGGAAGUGUGCCGCGGUUAUUCCAAGUGCACCAACUGCGGCAAGGCGCCGCCGCUCGGCCUGUGCGACAGCGAGCAGACCAUGGAGAUCAGG